GAAGAAAAACAUCAACAACUUCCUAUUUAUCAGCUCCGUGACACUUUACUAUCUUUAUGGGAUAUUAUAGAUAUUAUUUAUAUAUUAAUGCAUAUGAGGAUCACAGCUCUAACAGCAGGCAGCUUGUUUCAGCUCAGAGUCUCACAUGUUUUAUAAUCUGAUCAUUUAUCAGUGUGUAGUCAGUCUGCACACACUUUAGUGUGUUUCUGGACUCAAACCUGCAGAAACCUGCAGGAAAACUAAAAUCAUCUCGAUGCCUCUGUCUCCAGCCAACCAGUCUCACCUGAUCCGGUCCAGUCAGAAGGACCAGUUCUACCAGAACCUCCUCAGGAACAACACCAACGAGGCUUUCCAGACUCUGGCUGGUAGGUUUCUCUCUCAGAUCACCUGCCAGCAGACCCUCGGGGAGGAGUACGUUAACGUGGUCCAGGUGGACUCCAGCAGACGUCAGAUCCCUUCUGGAUCCAGACGCCUCCUCCUGGUCCUCCUGCGCUGCUGGUUCCCUCACCUCCUGGACCGGGUCCUGGUCUGCCUGGAGACCCAGCUCACCUGUGGCCAGCAGCAGGUCUCAUCCAGGUCCAGGUCCUGGAGCCUGGAGUCCUGGAUCAGGAGGGGGGUCCAGAGGGCCCUGGGUCUGCUGCCGGAGCACCAGAGGAGAGGCAGCCUGCCGGUCCUGCUGGUCCUGGACCAGGGUCUGACCCUCCUGAACCAGCUCCACACGGCUCUGUUCUACAUCACUGGAUCCUUCUACCAGCUGUCAGAGAGGAUCACUGGGAUCCACUACCUGCCUGUGAGGGGACCCAGCAGUGAUGAUGGGACCAUCAGGACCAGUUACAGGCUGCUGGGUCUGCUGUCCCUCCUCCAGAUCCUCAUCACCGUCUGUCUCCAGCUGAACAACUACAGACAGAAACACAGAGCCAGGACAGAGAGGAGUCUGGCCCGGACCCCCAGUCCUCAGAUCUCUCCCAGCAGCUCCGGCUCCAGAGCGUCCAGCUGCUGCAUGCUCUGUCUGGAGGAGCGGAGACGCUCCACGGCCACGCCCUGCGGACAUCUCUUCUGCUGGGACUGCAUCACAGAGUGGACCAACACUAAGGCUGAGUGUCCUCUGUGUCGGGCCAAGUUUCAGCCGCACAGACUGGUUUACCUGAGGAACUACAGCUAGAGACACACAACCUGCAACUACACACAACCUGCAACUACACAACUAACAACUACACACACAACCUGGAACUACACACAGUUUGCAGGUGGGCCCUCAGCAUCAUGUGGAGAAUGAACCAGAGGUCUCACACCAACUGGAGAUCUGAGACUGUCCCAGUC
Messenger RNA from Centropristis striata (black sea bass), 1320 nucleotides. RefSeq names its product peroxisomal biogenesis factor 10 (gene pex10). The transcript is spliced from 5 exons. NCBI's taxonomy places the organism in Eukaryota, Metazoa, Chordata, Actinopteri, Perciformes, Serranidae. The record is from RefSeq and is a predicted model, not a curated record. The coding region runs from base 254 to 1162 and encodes 302 amino acids. Gene Ontology annotation, cellular component: peroxisomal membrane. Gene Ontology annotation, molecular function: zinc ion binding. Gene Ontology annotation, biological process: protein import into peroxisome matrix.